CGGCCCGAGGUGUGAAGGGAGCGGUGGCGGGUCCUGGCUCCUCCUCCUCCUCCUCCGCCGCCGCCGCCGCCUCCCAACCCUCUUAUUUGAGCCUGGGGCAGGCCAGGGGCCGGCAGGCAGGCGGGCAGCGGGGGAAGGACCUCCGGGGCCCGCGGCCUCCCCCACCCCACGCCCUUCCUCCUGGUCCUCCUGGUCCUCCUGGUCCUCCCGGUCCUCCUGGUCCUCCUGGUCCUCCUCGUCCUCCGCGACCCUGGACUUCGUGCUGCCGCCGCCGCCGGAGCCGGGCCCCGCCUGCGCCCCGGGGUCCGCCUGGAGCAAGGUGGCCCCGGCCGGGCCGGCGGCUGCGGGCCGGCGGGGCCGGGGGGCCGGCGGCGGCGGGGAGCAGCCGCCCAUGGGCUCCGACGUGCGGGACCUCAACGCGCUGCUGCCCGCCGGGCCGGCCCUGGGCGGGGGGCCCGUGUGCGGGGGCCCGGCGGGCGGCGGGGGCGGCGGGGGCUGCGCCCUGACCAUGGGCGGCGCGGGCCAGUGGGCCCCGGUGCUGGACUUCGCGGGCCCCGGCGCCCCGGCCUACGGGCCCCUGGGGACCCCGGCGCCCCCGGCGGGACCGGCCGCCGCCCCGCCGCCCCCGCCGCCCCCGCCGCCCCCGCCGCCCCACUCCUUCAUCAAGCAGGAGCCGAGCUGGGGCGGCGCCGAGCCGCACGAGGAGCAGUGCCUGAGCGCCUUCACCGUCCACUUCUCCGGCCAGUUCACCGGCACGGCCGGGGCCUGCCGCUACGGUCCCUUCGGGCCGCCCCCGCCCAGCCAGCCGCCCGCCGCCCAGCCCAGGAUGUUCCCCAGCGCGCCCUACCUGCCCAGCUGCCUGGACAGUCCUCCCGCCCUGCGCAACCAAGGCUACAGCACGGUCACCUUUGACGGGACGCCCAGCUACGGACACACUCCCUCGCACCACGCCGCGCAGUUUCCCAACCACUCUUUCAAACACGAGGACCCCAUCGGGCAGCAGGGAUCGCUAGGUGAGCAGCAGUACUCGGUGCCUCCCCCGGUAUACGGCUGCCACACGCCCACGGACAGUUGCACAGGUAGCCAGGCUCUGCUGCUCAGGACUCCUUACAACAGUGACAAUUUAUAUCAAAUGACCUCCCAGCUUGAAUGCAUGACAUGGAACCAAAUGAACUUGGGAGCCACAUUGAAAGGCCAUGCGACAGGAUACGACAACGAUAGCCACACAGCCCCCAUGCUCUAUGGGGCCCAGUAUAGAAUACACACACAUGGGGUCUUCAGGGGAAUACAAGAUGUCCGACGGGUGCCAGGAGUAGCCCCAACCAUCGUCCGGUCAGCUACAGAGACAAACGAGAAGCGUCCUUUCAUGUGUGCAUACCCUGGCUGCAACAAGCGCUACUUUAAAUUAUCCCACCUACAGAUGCACAGCAGGAAGCACACCGGUGAGAAGCCGUACCAGUGCGAUUUCAAAGAUUGCGAACGAAGGUUCUCUCGUUCAGAUCAACUCAAAAGACAUCAAAGAAGACACACAGGGGUAAAACCAUUCCAGUGCAAAACCUGCCAGAGAAAGUUCUCACGGUCUGAUCACCUGAAAACCCACACCAGGACUCAUACAGGUAAAACAAGUGAAAAGCCUUUCAGCUGUCGGUGGCCCAGCUGUCAGAAAAAGUUUGCCCGGUCAGACGAAUUAGUCCGUCAUCACAACAUGCACCAGAGGAACAUGACUAAACUCCAGCUGGCGCUUUAAGGGUUAAACCCCUGGGACAGUUCAAUCCAGAUGGGCCAUUUUAUGAACUACUGCAGAGUCUGACUUUUUAACUCCUCCCGGGGCCACCUCUUUAGGAAGGAAGUGGCAGUCGUCGCUCACGUCUCGAGACAAGUUAACUAAGCCGUAGGAUCCUGUCCAGGUUGGCCACUAGCGCCUCUCCUUUGUUUGUUUACACUCAAGGGUCAAAUCCAUUUGUUGGUCAUUGGCGCGUCGCUGUAAAAGCUCACCCGGUUUGCAGUUUUGUUUUCCCUCCGAAAGAGUGGGUCGGUGCUGGCGAGGAGGGAUUUUUCUUUUCUCCUUCCCCCGUUGCAGCAUUGCCAGCCAUGGGUUAUAUAGGCCAGGACCCGGGUAUGUGCCUGCUAAUGUAAACCUUGUUACAGUUUCCACUUACUAACAGCAAGAAAUCAAUCAGACGAUAAGGCAUUUUUUUGUGUUUCAGGGUUGGAGGGGCUAGGUGGGUGUUUAGUUUCUCACUGGCUGUCCGUGAGGUCAGACCAACUCCUGCCAGAGAAAUAAGGUCUUCCCAUUGACUUUUUUAAAACUCUUUGUUUCAGAGCAGCUAAAAUGAAUACUAACCCAGUCUCCCUGCACAGAAGUCUUUCAAGCAACUCACUAGAUAAGUUAACCUGUUUUUCAUACAAUCAUAAAUCGGGUUUUGUGGAUUGGGGCUUGUUUUGAACCUUGUUGCAGCUUACUUUCCAGCGAUGUUAAAGUCUCCUGUUCAUCCGGAAAAAAGAAUCACAGAUGACAUUACGAUGCUAAAGCCACACUGGUUAUGUGGCUAAGAAGUUGUAAAAAUUAAAAUGGAGCUAAAAGCAGAGGGGGCUGGUUCAUGACCCCCAGGAACAGAUUGUUCUUAACGUAACUUAAAGACUUUGGAUCUACAAGUGUAUGUGAAAAGAAGACAUUAAUAGUGUGAGGAAAUAUAUUGUUUGGGAGUUUCGUGGGGGGAAGGGAGUUUAUUAUUGCUUGAAAUGAUCGUGUAUAUAUAUAUAUCUGGUAAUGUAUUGCUCUUAGACAACUGAAAUAGAAAGUGUAUAAAUAUUAGAUGCAUCACUGUUCAGACGUGGCUGUUGCAAAAUAUUAAUGACGAUAACACUAAGACUGUAAUCUGCAUUUUUCACUGUGCUCUCGAUUAAAACAGUUCAAAAGGAAACAA
Molecule: messenger RNA, 2927 nt
Organism: Ornithorhynchus anatinus (platypus)
Lineage: Eukaryota; Metazoa; Chordata; Mammalia; Monotremata; Ornithorhynchidae
Gene: WT1
Product: WT1 transcription factor
Exons: 9
Coding region: 392-1747 (451 amino acids)
Biological process (GO): negative regulation of apoptotic process; negative regulation of cell population proliferation; regulation of transcription by RNA polymerase II
Cellular component (GO): nucleus
Molecular function (GO): DNA-binding transcription factor activity, RNA polymerase II-specific; RNA polymerase II cis-regulatory region sequence-specific DNA binding
Source: RefSeq, a predicted model, not a curated record